Messenger RNA from Abrus precatorius (Indian licorice), 711 nucleotides. RefSeq lists its product as uncharacterized. The record is from RefSeq and is a predicted model, not a curated record. NCBI's taxonomy places the organism in Eukaryota, Viridiplantae, Streptophyta, Magnoliopsida, Fabales, Fabaceae. Bases 4 to 711 code for a protein of 235 amino acids. The transcript has 5 exons.
AUUAUGGCAAACCUUCUCAUGGUUCCAUGCCAACCCCUAUUACUGAAGAAGCAUAAGUUUCACAGACUUUGCCAUAUAAAGCAAAUAUCCAACUCAAUUAGGAAUGAGAAAACUUCCUCAUUCAGUUUCAGAAGCAAUGCUAAUGUUCCUCUUCAUGAAUUGCCAGGGGCUUCUUUUGAUCAAUAUAUGGAUGACAAGUGCAGGGUACUCAGAGCAGUAUUUCCUGAGAAAGGAACAACUAAACAGCUCAAUGAGGAAGAGUGGAGGAUUAAAAUGCCUCCCAUACAAUGCUUAUUCUUGAAUGUCAAGCCAACAGCAGAUGUAAGGUUAACAUUCAAGUCUAAUGGUGAAGAUUACCCACCUCACAUUCCUCAUUAUAUCACCAAAAUUCUUGAGCUUCACUUUAUGAGGUGGGAGCUACAGGGUCUAAAUACCUUUUACACUGAUCCUUACCAUUUAAACCUAGACGUUAGAGGUACUAUAUACCCAGAAAGGAGGGGAACCCAUAGCUGGCUUAAGAAUCAAAUGGAUAUGAAGAUAAGCUUUUGUGUUUCUCCAGCAAUGGCUCUCAUUCCUGAAAAUGCCAUGCAAGAUGCAGUAGAAUUGGUUUUCAAUACUGUGGGGAAUGAAAUGAAGAAGGAAUUCCACAGCAGAUUAUUAGAAGAUUAUAACAAGUUCAAGAGAAACAAAUCUAUGAAGAAUUCAGUCUAG